This is a messenger RNA of Mus musculus (house mouse), 876 nucleotides long. It is a transcript of the gene Srp19, whose product is annotated as signal recognition particle 19. The record is from RefSeq and is marked validated. Lineage: Eukaryota; Metazoa; Chordata; Mammalia; Rodentia; Muridae. Bases 75 to 509 code for a protein of 144 amino acids. Gene Ontology annotation, molecular function: 7S RNA binding. Gene Ontology annotation, biological process: SRP-dependent cotranslational protein targeting to membrane. Gene Ontology annotation, cellular component: signal recognition particle; nucleoplasm; nucleolus. The transcript has 5 exons.
GUAGUCCGAGUCAACUUCCGGCUGGUGCGGUGUCCGGCCUGCUAGGCUGGCGCGGCUGACGGGACUCCGUGGAGAUGGCUUGCGCGGCCGCGCGGUCCCCGGCCGACCAGGACAGGUUUAUUUGUAUCUACCCCGCUUAUUUAAAUAAUAAGAAGACCAUAGCUGAGGGGAGACGGAUCCCUAUAAGUAAGGCUGUAGAAAACCCUACAGCUACUGAGAUUCAAGAUGUAUGCUCAGCAGUUGGACUGAAUGCCUUUCUGGAGAAAAACAAAAUGUACUCCAGAGAAUGGAACCGUGAUGUUCAGUUUCGAGGCAGAGUCCGGGUACAGCUCAAACAGGAAGAUGGCAGCCUCUGUCUUGUACAGUUCCCGUCACGUAAGUCAGUGAUGCUAUAUGUAGCAGAAAUGAUACCCAAGCUAAAAACACGGACACAGAAAUCAGGAGGUGCCGACCCAAGUCUUCAGCAAGGAGAGGGGAGUAAAAAAGGGAAAGGAAAGAAGAAGAAAUGACGUGGUGUGAACGUGGAGCACAGUCCUGCUGGGAGAGACAUGGCAUCCUUGUGUCUGAGAGAACAGCUUUUUGUUUGUCAUUUAACUGAGCUGUGAACAAGUUGUCUCCAUCUUCAUCAACAGUUAACAAUGAAAUAAGUUUACAUCAGAAGUUUGCAUCCAGCUUUUAUAACUGUAAGAAGGAAAAAAUGUGUGUGUGGAAGAAAGAAGAAUAUUUUAACAGAUAAUGACUGUCCCAUGAGUUACUUGAAAUACUAUAUCUGUUUGUCCUCUAUGUAAACAUAUAUUUCAGGUUUAUAAGUUUAAUAAAAUUUGAAAUACACAUUUUGUUCAUCUUUAAGUUAAUGAAAUAAAAGAUUGAAACUGA